Messenger RNA from Cyphellophora europaea CBS 101466, 1500 nucleotides. RefSeq lists its product as uncharacterized. The coding region runs from base 1 to 1500 and encodes 499 amino acids. NCBI's taxonomy places the organism in Eukaryota, Fungi, Ascomycota, Eurotiomycetes, Chaetothyriales, Cyphellophoraceae. The record is from RefSeq and is a predicted model, not a curated record. The transcript has a single exon.
AUGGCUGCCCUCGUCCAGACCAUUGCCAUUGUCGACAAGUCCAACAAAGUUGUAGGAACCACAAAACAGCUCAAGAAUGUCUUCAAGGAAGCCAAAAUCGCCUACCUCGAGCGCAAAGCCGAGAUUGUUGCCGAUAGAAAAGCCAAAGAAGACCGUGAACUGCACAAAGCCCGCAAGCAUGUCGAAGCAAUGACCAUCGCAGAUGAUGCUUCCGUCGCCUCAUCGCGUCGCUCUCACCGCUCACACGACUCUCCUCGACGGCAUCAUCCUUCCCGGCGCCAUGCCCACUAUGAAUCCGAUGAAGACGACUAUGACCGACACAGAGAACGGCGUCACCGCCCUUCGGCCCGUGAACACCGCCAUAAAUCAUCUGCCUCGGUUCGCAGUGGUUACACCACUAGCACCCGCUCCUCCUUUGAUUCAUCUCCGCGCUCUACUCAUUCUCGCUCUCGUUCCAUCUCCCAAUCGCCACGUACCCGACAUCUUUCCCUCGGUCAGUUCAAUGAUGAUCUGGCCGUGCAUCGAUCUGCACCUGCAUCACCCACCGGACACGAGCUUCAGCGCCGUCGCACCGAUGGCCUCGCCCUGCAAACCAAAGAUCGCCGUCCCUCUGUAGGACACCGCUCCCACUCCGCCACCGAUAUCGACAUGGAUUUAGCAUAUGGCGAAUUCCAUCCCUCUUCGCUCGAGCGCCUAUCACUCGAUCCCGCAACCGAGCAAAAGCUUCAAAAGCAAGAACUCACAACCCUUGUUGCUCGCGCCAAAGGUCUACUCGACGAGGCCAAUUGCGCACAGCACAGCGUCAAGGCUAUUGUUGCACAUCUGCAGAAAAACCCUGAUGCCAUGGCCGCCGUAGCACUAACUCUGGCCGAAAUCAGCAGUCUCGCAAGCAAGAUGGCACCCGCCGCUCUGGCCUCUAUGAAAACGGCUGCACCGGCGGUCUUUGCCCUACUGGCAUCACCACAGUUCCUCAUUGCGGUGGGCGUUGGCGUCGGCGUUACGGUCGUCGCCAUCGGAGGCUACAAAAUCAUCAAGAAGAUCCAGAGCGGCAAGGAGGGCAAGGAAGGCAGCAUGGACGAGAUGCUGGAGGUCAAAGAGCUGGACCGUAUCGAGCACUGGCGAAGGGGCAUCGCCGAUGCCGGAGACGACGCAUACGAAGGCAGUGUCGUCAGCGGCACAAGUGUUGAAGGCGAAUUCAUCACCCCUAUGGCCGCACGCAGUAUGGGACACUUGCCUCCCCAGCCGGAAUCCCGCAAGGACAAAAAGGAGCGCAAGAAGGAGGAGAGGAAGCGCGAGAAGGACGAGAAGAAAGAACAGAAGAGGAUCAAGUCCAAGAGCGGCUCCAUCCGUAGCGACGGGGGCUCUGUCAGUAGUACUGGCUCCAAGCACAAGAGCAGCCGCGUCGAGGAGCUCGUCCGCGGCAAAGACGUGGUCAAGAAACCGAGUCCGCUGCGCCGCAUGUUCACCAGCAAAGACACGAAUAGCAGUGUCGCUUCAUGA